CUCAACUCUCGCUCGUUGUGCGGGAAAAAAAAAGAAAAAUUUGGGAGGCAGGCAUUCAUUGCAAGAGUGGAUUUGGCUAGCUACGAUCUCUCUCCCCAAACCUCCCCUUCCCUCUUUCUCCCCUCUCCAUUCCUUGUACUCAGCUUUGCCUCUUUUUGGCACUAAGUCGUUGAAUUCGAACCCCAGAUCGGGGCAUAGCUUAUCGGAUUUUUAAUUCGACUAUCUGACAUAUCUCUUGUACACCGUCCAGGUCUCGUGAGCGCCGCGACGCAAAGCAGACAUACAUUCCUUGGAUUCCGCCGACAGUAUUCCAUUCGUCAAGGGAUCGUUCCUCGAGCUCGUGCCCCCAAGCCCACAUUCCAUACCCACGUCAAGACUUGCAGAACCUUCCGACAUUCGUCGAUCACCUUCAUCAGACAUAGAGUUCCACAGCUCAGACUGACAACUGAGACUAUCGCACGAUAAAACAGCUUGAUCGGGUUGCGGGACCAACCAGCACUCACUGACAUAGUGCGCAAAGAAGCGCUCUUCGAACACUCCUUCUCGGGGUCCCGAGAAGAGAGUCAUACAGACUACGGUGUGAAGCAAUCAAGUGGUAUAAGCCUGGCUGAGACUUGACCGGUUAACAUGGCGUCCGACUUUAAGACUAAGAUGGCCCGUUUCAUUCCCAUGAUCGGUUACCAUCAUGUGCUUAUGAUAAUUAUUGCAGUUACCAUUAUUCUUCUCUCCCUCUUAUUGGCCGGAUGCUCGUCGUCCUCCCCACAAAUGCCCAGCAUAUUCUUGAUCUCUCUCUAUUACCAACGCUACGAUCCCGUCUUUAACCUUGCGCAAGUGGACCCCGGCGUCGUGCAAGCAACAGCGAACAUCGUUGGAGGAGCGGAGAUGGAAGUCCGUGUAGGGUACUUCGGAAUCUGCGUAUCGCCAUCAGGAGGUGCCUACAUAUGCAAUUCGAAUGCCACAGCUCUGGCUGAGGUUGUUACUGUUGACCAAGAUCCGCUGAACCUGAUUUGGGUAGCAUCGACGUUUAAGGAUGCAGUGGUGUUCCCAUAUCUCCUAAUCGUUGCCGUGAUCCUUGCAUUUUUCUGCUUCAUCCUUCUGGCGACUUUCCCUGGAUGGCACGAAGAGAUAGACUCGGAAGGCUCUGAGCGUGAGGUGAAGCCAUUCCCUUCACGACCCGUAUCUCAGGCAGCAUUGGCUUUAAUUUUCGUGGCAUCUGUUUUUGUGCUGGUUUCGGUACUAUGGCAGCACACGGCAUCCGUCGCGGCGAGCACCAUUGCCCAAGACAUGGGCAAUGGGAGUGUCAAGAGUGGGGUUGGAAGCUCCGCGAUGGUUCUCGGAUGGUUUGGAUUUGGCCUGAUGGUGGUGACAACGAUAGGCUUGUUGGUGAUGAUUCUCAGCAUCAAGCUGAUACGGCAGUUGACGGACGAAGAAUAAUCUACGAGAUAUGGGAAGGGCACACUCGGUCUCAGCUUUUGUUUCUUUUUGCCUCUUCAUUUCCUUUAUUUUCGACCUCAUACAUGACGGGCUUCCCGACGGCACGAACGACACACGACUAAUACGACAUUGAAUUCUGAAAUCACGAUGAUAAUGAACAAAACCAAUCAACGCCCCUAUCACACCACUUACGAGACAGUUCCCCCUGCUGAUCGAUCUACCUGUACAUUCGCCCUGUUUGCACUUUGUCCAUUGAUGGUUUACGUCAUGUAUAAAAGACGGUUUUCUUUUUAGUUAUUGAAUUGGGAUGGGAUGGUUGCGAUGGGACCCUGGGAUUUGGAUUUUAUUUUAUUUUAUUUUAUUUUUUUACGUGGAAUACCUUAUUUGGAUUUGUCAAUGAUUGACCGAUGGAUUUGAACGCCUUUUUGUUUUCUAUGGUCAAUAAUACACCAGCUCGCAUAUAGAUUGGCUGCUGCUACCGAC
This is a messenger RNA of Aspergillus pseudotamarii, 1917 nucleotides long. Its product is annotated as Fig1 domain-containing protein. NCBI's taxonomy places the organism in Eukaryota, Fungi, Ascomycota, Eurotiomycetes, Eurotiales, Aspergillaceae. Gene Ontology annotation, cellular component: mating projection tip; membrane. The transcript has 4 exons. Gene Ontology annotation, biological process: conjugation with cellular fusion. The record is from RefSeq and is a predicted model, not a curated record. The coding region runs from base 628 to 1434 and encodes 268 amino acids.